Messenger RNA from Uloborus diversus, 3202 nucleotides. Its product is annotated as protein boule-like. The transcript is spliced from 10 exons. Lineage: Eukaryota; Metazoa; Arthropoda; Arachnida; Araneae; Uloboridae. The record is from RefSeq and is a predicted model, not a curated record. Gene Ontology annotation, molecular function: RNA binding. Bases 344 to 979 code for a protein of 211 amino acids.
UCUGUCUUGUUGCCAGAUGUAACUGGGUUGCAUUAAGCUCAAACUGCGAUUCGCGCAGCCGAUUUUUUUAAUUACAUUAUUUUUUUUAAUUGUGAACUAAUUUCAAGGAUUCCAUGCCAUCGUCAUCGCCACGAAAUCUGGUAGUGUUCUAAGCUAUUGUUACGCGUUUGGUUCGAAGUUUAUACCUUUUAUGUCGAGUAUUAUUCGAAAUAUCUUUAUGAAAUAUGCGAUCAGAUGUAUACAACGACAUCAAUUCGAUUUGGAUUACGUAAAAUAGAUUUAUUGCGUCUUCUAGUGUUUCAUUUCAAAGAAAAUUUCCUCAUACUUGGUGGUUUGUAAAAUAAUGUCCACAUCGAGUGCGGAAGGAUCAGGUUCUCUGUCUCCUUCCCCCGUGGCACCAAAUGCACCAAAAUUUGGAACGCUCAUACCAAAUCGUAUCUUUGUUGGUGGAAUAGCCGCAAAUACGACGGAAUCGGAGCUUCAUUCACUUUUUGCAUCAUAUGGCAAUGUAAAAGCCACAAAAAUCAUUCUAGACAGGGCAGGUGUUUCGAAGGGAUAUGGGUUCGUAACCUUUGAGACAGAAGAAGAAGCCCGUCGAAUACAAAAAGAAGCAGAUGUGAUUUUAAAAGACAAAAAAUUAAACAUUGCUCCAGCAAUUAAAAAACAGCCAUUUGCCAGAGUGUAUGAUCCUGCACCCACCGUACCAAAUGGGACCAUUUUAUAUCCUGGCGGGAUUCCUCUAACAUAUCCUAAUGGUGUAACAUUCUUCAGUUCACCAGAAAGUAUGUGCUCAUACGGAAACCCUCAGGCGAACUUGAAUGUGAUAUAUCCGUCCUCUGUCUACCUUCCCCAGCAGUCUUUCCAGUGCCAUCCUGCGCAAAGUGGUGCUUACACUCAGAGCGCUGCAGUUCCCGAAAUGACUCAGUUCAUACCAGCGUUGGCACCAACCCACUAUUUCAUUCCCGAGCACAACUAUUAAAUUGGCGAGAUGCAGGAAUUGCAGACACACACCGAAUUCUCCCGGUCUCAACAGCUCUGAUCAGUAAAGGAAAGAACUAAACAUGGAGGCUGAAGAGAGAAUUUAAAUAAAUUCUGUUAAUCAACUGCAUACUGCGGAACAGAUUCCAUUCCCUGAGUUUUUUUCCACGGCCUCUUCAAUUUCAUUCUUUCGCAAUGAAUUCCAAAGGUUUAAAUACCAAUAAUAUAUGAACACAUGUUAUGAUUUUCAUUAUGCGUUAGCCAAAUCUAUAAAUUAGUUUUCAAGCAUGAAUUUCGGUGUGUGCUUGCGAGACAAUCGUCACCUAUUUCCACAACUCAGGAUAAGUCACAUGUUGUUUGUUGUGUAAGAAAGGAAAAAUGGUUCUCAAUCUUGCCCAACCUGAAUAGAAAAAAUUUAAUCAUUAAAACAGUUUUAAAUGUGUAUGAAACUGUGAAAAUGUUACACAAAAUUUAAACUAAAACUUACUAAAACAAUUUUUUGAAAGUGUUUGUAGUGAAAAUCGAUGUUUUACUAUGUGCAAAAUUAAUUUUGACAAACGAGAUUAUGGUCGUGUUCGAAUAGAGUUACCAGUUAACCCGGGCAAUUGAUUUCAUGACGUCAGUGGUUUGUGCGGUGAGUGUCCAUAGAAUAUUUUCAUAUACGUUCAGCUAACCGGCAAUCUAACAGAACGUUUAUGGUUCGUCAUCGGGGAAUCCGAGUUAACCGGUUGCUCUAUUCAAACACAAUCUAUUUUUUUUUUUUUUUUUUUUUUUUAAUACCAUUUAACUAGUUUCUGAAAUCAUGAUUUUAGGGAAUAACGUAAGAGGAGACCAGUUAGAUUAAUGAUUCAAAAUCCUUAACUACACCAAUGUAUCGUGCCACGGCAAAGAAAGUGACACAACUCAAAAAAGCAGCAUUUGAGAAAAUCAAGGUUUUACGCAUUAGCAGUUUUAAGCGAUUUCGUCUCAAAUAUUACAAUAUUCUCAAAAAAUGAUGAUGCGAUGUUUACUGGUCAGUUUUUGUUGACUAAAUUAAUAAUUCAUGCUUAAACUUCGAAAAUUUACCUUCUACAUUAUGAAAUUGUAACGAUGAGUGACUUUUGACUAUAUCUUUUUUUCGCCGCCAGGUACCAGUUUUAUAAGCUAACUUAGUGUGAGUUUCGUAACAAGAAAGAGCAGUAAUUUACAUUUUUUAAUGAAUAGGGAGUACAUUUUCCCCAAAUUUUGAGUUUUCAGGAGACACAUUUCCUUACCGGGGAGCGAUAUUUUUCGAUGUAAAGCACCUUGGAGGGGAGUAUCUCGCGCUGGACUAGAGCCCGUUACCUUCUGGUUUCGAGUCCAAAACAUUUCAAAAAACUUACUGGAACAGAACUUCUUGAACAGAAGAAAACACGUUACACCUUAUUUGAACUAAAGAUGGAAUUUUCCGUGUUGCCGACAGUGACGGAUUUUGCUUUAGAUUUGAUUUACGCUGGGCUGCCCUAAACACAAAUUUUUUGAGAGGGGGGGUUCAAUUUACCGAAUAAAACUCCAAAGUAAACAGAAUCGUAACAAAAAUAAUAAAUAAAAUAAAAUGUUUGCCUAUACACCUACGUCUGAUGGAAAGAGACAAUAGGUAUAAUUAAAAAAGAUUUAAAAAUUGCAAUAUUUCAAUACUGUUGGUCUCCAGUUAAAAACUGCCAAAUAAGAAAUUUUAAGGACACAGUGAUCUCCCGCGACUUCUCACUGGGGCCCCCUAGAUUUAUGCAUGACUGAAAUAAAAUUUGUUCAUUCAUUUCUAAAAACGGGACAAAUGAGUUAAGAAGAUUUGGACUUGAAAAAUAUAAUGAUUUGUUAGUGUGCAUGUACUAAAUAUUUUACUCGCAUAAACCUGCACCUCCUACCUAGUUACAAACUUAUUUAACGUGUAUUCCUUCUAAUUUGAAAGAAAAAAUACUUUAUAAGGAACAUAGAAUUUUAUUACCAAGCUUUUGCAUAAAAAGUUUUUCUUCGGUGCAUGAACUCUUAUAUCCCGACCAUGAUGAUAGUCUAAAAUCGGUUAGUGAAAUUUUGGGACAUUUAUUUAUCUUUAAGCAAGACUGAGAUCUAAUUUACCUUAUAACAUAUCCUAUGUUUAUCGUACUCCACAUUUUUGUUGCCGUGGAUAUACUCGUGUAUAUUUGUAUAUAAGUUGAUCAUGCCGUGGGCUAUGUUAUGUAUUUGUGAAAUAAAGAUUAUUAAGAUA